Molecule: messenger RNA, 6350 nt
Organism: Alosa sapidissima (American shad)
Lineage: Eukaryota; Metazoa; Chordata; Actinopteri; Clupeiformes; Clupeidae
Gene: zc3h13
Product: zinc finger CCCH-type containing 13
Cellular component (GO): RNA N6-methyladenosine methyltransferase complex
Molecular function (GO): metal ion binding
Source: RefSeq, a predicted model, not a curated record
GUCUUUUUUUUACAACACACGCGGUCGCCUCACACUACACCUCCAGUUUCCCAUGGUGCAUUUCGGUAAUUCAUCUAGCCUCAAACUAUACGUAUUUCUAUGGCCUGAAAGUUAGCUGGCAAAGUGCUUAGCACCCUAUCGCUAACAACAUGAAGGCGGGUCGGGUAACCCCGGUGAUCAAAAGGCAAGAUUUUAACUUGUAAUUAUAGAAGAGAGAUCUCUCCAUAGUCUGUGAAACUGGACACGACGCCUGAUUAAUAAUUUGGCUCUGCAGAAUGUCCAAGAUCAGGCGGAAGGUAACAGUGGAGAAUUCGAAGACCAUAUCUGACAGCAGUACAAGCACCACACCCUCUCGAAGGCCCAGUGUUUUUGAGAGACUCGGCCCCAGUACCGGAGGGAAUGCUGCGGAGACACACUGUAGAAAUUGGUUAAAGACUGGGAACUGCAGUUACGGCAAUACUUGUCGCUAUACACAUGGAACUCAGCCAAGGGGCAAAGGCUUUUCUGGAACGUUUAGCAGGUCAGCAGAGAGGCCCACAGGGGAUCUCCGGGAGAGGAUGAGGAAUAAGAGACAGGAUGCUGAAGCAGAUGCCCAGAAAAGAGACCCAGAAGAGCCUACAUCACCCACAACCAGAAAGCAGCGCGACUCAUCUCGGGGACGGCACCGGGAGAAGGAGGACAUAAAGAUUACCAAGGAGAGAACUCCAGCUAGUGAGGAAGAGCCAGCAGAGUGGGAGGGCACCCGAGAAGACUCUGAUAACGGUGACUACGACUACGAGUUGUCUUUGGAAAUGAAGAGGCAGAAGAUCCAGCGUGAGCUGAUGAAGCUCGAACAAGAGAACUUGGACAAGAGAGAUGAGAUCGUCAUCAAGAAGGAGGAAUCAACCCCUAAGAACAGGCCCAGCAGCAUGUCUAAGGCUUCCCCUGAACGCGGAAGCUCCAAAGGUUCCCCCUCGUCCCGCAAGUCAAGUGGCUCCCCCAAGUACAAGGCGUCAGGGAAGAGCGCAGGCUCUGUGAAGAAGGAGAAGUCGUCUUCCUCUUCCGUGAUCUCCUCUCCGGUGUCCGACCAGACUCGGGCAGAGGAGUCGGAGACUCGGUUCUCUAAGGGGGGUCACGGGAAGAAGAAAGGCCCGCGCACCCCCAGCCCCCCUCCGCCGGUUCCCGUGGAGACCCACGUGGUUGGGAAGAAGCACAAAGGCAAACACAAGAACAAGGACAAGUCUGAGGACCGGUCCAAGGAGGGCAAGGAGAGGGGCCGCGACACGGAGAAGCACAAGGAGAAGAAGGACAAACGGAGGGACCGGUCAGAGAGCUCCCACAAGGCCAAGAGGUCCGUGACGUCAGAUGAGCGGUCUGGAAGCGUUUCCUCGCCCUCCAGAGACGUGUCGCCCCUCGGCAGGAGGAAGUCCUCCUCCCCCAAAGUGUCCUCCCAGAAACCCCCCGCCUCUGCAUCCCCACACCGGUCCCGUCAGCAGCACAGUCCGUCCCCCUCGACGGCGCGCCACCACUCCCCGUCCUCCCACUCGGGCUCGCGCUCGUCCGCCCAGAGACACACGCCUUCCCCACGCCGCCGCAACCGCAGCCCCCCGUCGCCCUCGUACCCGCGGAGCGAGCCGGGCCCCCCCGCCUCCUCCUCCUCCCCUCCGCCCUCGUCCUCCUCCUCCGCCCUGAGGCGCUCGCGCUCACCCCUGACCCCGCGUGGACCCUCGCCUCCGGGCCAGCGCCGGGCCAGCCCCGGCCGACGCCACUCGCAGGGCCGCGAGAGGGGAGGGCGCGGCGAACGAGACAGGAGCCCGCCACCGCAGGAGCGACGCCACGAACGCAGAGAUGAGUCUCGCGGCAGGCGUGAGAAGGAGAGCGGUCGAGACGAGCGGGACUACGAGCCGGAGCAGAGCAGCUCGCGAGACAACAGAGACGACCGCGAUUCCCGCGACAGCCGCGACCGGCGAGACGGCAGGGACCGCCGCGACGGCCGAGACGAACGUCUGCACAGACAGGACGGGAAGGACGCCCGCGGGGACGCGUCCAGGAGCGACGCGCGCUCCACGCGGGACCCGCCCGAGCACAGGGAGCGAGAGCGCGAGAGGGACAGGGAGAGGGAGCGAGACCGCGAGAGGGAGCGCGGCGAAGCGCACCGGAAGGACGACGCCGCCGCCGCCGCCGCCCCAGAGGAUCGUGGGAGUUACGGGAAGGGCCACAGCCGCGAGGAGGGAAGGAGCGAAACGCGGACCGAGGCCAGAUCGGACGCCCGCGCCGAGAGGGGGGGCCGAGGUCGAGGCCGUGGAGCCGAGGCCACAGAUAAAGGUUCAUCUCGAGGCUCGCGAGCAUCACCAGGUGACCGCGGUCAUGACAGCUGGGAGUCCAAGAGCGGCGUUCGCGAGCGGAGUGCAGAGAGAGGCUCGGAGCGCGGAGGCGACAGCAAGGCCACCGACCGAGGUAAUGAGCGGACCACCGAUCGCUAUGGCAACGAGCGGCCGAGAGGCGAGCAGGCCCGAGACUCCUCCUAUGACCGCAGGAGUGGCCAUGCCGACCGCGAGCGCAGGGACAACCGGGACAGAGAGGUGAGGGCGCCCUCCCCUGGCCGACACCAGAGCCGCGGAGAGGAGCCGGAGCGCGAGGAGCGGAGGGACGAGCGCAGGACUGAGAGGGCGGACGAUCGGCGAGACGAACGCCCCCGGGAGCGCGAGCGUGACCGCGAGAGGGAGAGGGAGAAGGAGAAGGAGAAAGAGAAGGAGAAAGAGAGGGAGCGCGAGGCGGAGCGCGAGCGCGAGAGGGUCCGAGAACGGGACCGGGAGAGGGAGAGGGAGCGCGAGAGAGAACGGGAGCGAGAGAGGGAGCGCGAGGAGCGAGAGAGAGAGCGGGAGAGGGAGGAACGCGAGAGGGAGAGGGAGGAGCGAGAGAGGGAGAGGGAGCGGGAGAGGAAGGAGAGAGAACGCGAGCGCGAGCAGAGAGAGAGGGAGCGGCAGAGGGACUGGGAGGAGAGGGAGAAGGGAAGAGAGGAGCGCAGAGAGAGGAGAGACGACACCAGAGAUGACCGCCCCGUCCGAGAUUCUGUCGAGGAGCGCAAGGCCAGUCGUAAGAGACACCGAGUGGAGACCACACCCAGCCCCCGCUCGUCUCCCAAACGUGCCCGCGAGGCCAGCCCUGCGGACAGCGAUGGCUAUAACAGCUCAGAGGAAAAAGGUGAGAAGCACCGCCUGUUGAGCCAGGUGGUCCGCCCUCAAGACCCUCCCCGCUCCCCCCCUCCUCCGCCCCGUGUGCCCGCUGAGGAAAAGCCCUCCCGCUGGAAGGAGGAAGACCGGCGUCCAGACAAGAAGGACGUGCGUGGACGAGCCCACGAAGAGGCCCGCGGAGGCGGCGCCGACCGCCGCGGAGAGCAGGAGGGCGUUUCGGCCCCGUCGGACACCAGGAGGGGCAAGGAGCGAGAGGCCAGUCCCCCCGCCAGCGUCCCCGUUCCGACCGCAGAGGAGCGCGAGCCGCCCGUGGUAGCGGGCCACGAGGAGGGCAAGAAGAAGACCAAAGGCCAGAAGAAAGGCCUGAAGAAGAACCGGCGCGAGGAGGACCGGGCAGGCGGUGUCGCCGGACGUGACGAGCGCUUCAACCCGGAGCCCGUGGUCAGCAACCCGCCUCCUCCCCUGCUCUCCCCGAGGAAGGUGCCCAAGAAGAAAGCGCUGGACAAGAAGCGCAAGCGCUCGCGUGGCGGAGACUCUGACGCCUCGGAGGACGAGCCCGGAGCCGGACACCACCCGCUCAGCAAGCGGUCUCGCCGGGGCCCACGCACGCCACCGCCCAUCAACAAGGAGGACCUGCUGUCCCAGAGGGUCCUGGCGGCCAGCCAGCGCUCGCCCCUGACCCUGCCGCUCAGCGACUGGUCCGACGAGGACGUCCCUGACCGCGGCGAGCCGCCUCCACCUCCCCCCCCGCCUCCUCCACCGCCCCCGGUCCAGCCCAUCCCAGAGCCCAGGACCCUGCUGCCCGCCGAGGCGCUCCCCAGCAGGCGGCUCGGACGGGGCAGGACGGACCCCCCCAUCGCCCCGCUGCUCCCCGACCCCCCCAUGCUGUUGCCCACGCCCCCCCUGCAGCCUCUGCUGCCCCAGCACAUGCUGCGCAAGCCGCUCCUGCCCAACGCGCCGAUGGACGCGCACCCCGCCGGUGUGCGGCCCGGUGUCCUAGGCAACGCGCCCGGCCAACGCUCCUCCCGCCGCCUGCGGUCACCCUCCGGCGAGGCGCACCGAGACGAGAACCCGCAGGUGCCCAGGGCGAGGAGGGGCCGCCCGCCGGUGGGCAACGCAGCCCGGGACCGCGAGCGCGAGAGGGAACGAGAGCGCGAGAGGGAGAGGGAGAGGGAACGCGAGCGCGAACGGGAGAGGGCGGCGGUCGGGGAGUCGGUCGGGGCCGAGAGGAAGUCCCGCAUCGAUCAGCUGAGGAGAGGAGAGCCCAGUCGCAGCACGUCAUCAGAUCGCCAGGACUCCCGAAGCCACAGUUCCCGACGAAGCUCCCCCGAGUCCGAGCGCCAGGCGCGCUCUCGUGCGGGCUCCUACGACAGCCGAGAGCGUGACCGAGACCGCGAGCGCGAUGUCUUCGACCGCAAGGACCCGAGGCAGCCGCCAGGGCCCCCGGGACUCGGGCUGGGUCUCGGUCUGGGCCUGGGUCUGGGCCUGGGUCUGGGCCUCAGUCCGGCCGGGGUCCCCCAGCAGCCCAGGGACUGGGAGCAGGAGCCGCAGAGGGACUGGGCACCCCGCGGCCCCCGAGAGCCGCUGCUGCCCCAUCGGGGCGCCAACCGCGAGCCCAUCCGCGAGCGCGAGCGGGACAACAUGCGGGAGCCUCGGGAGCGCGAGCGCCUGCUGCCCGAGGGACUCCUGUCCGGCGCCGUGCACGAGCGCUUGGAGCGCGAGAGGGAGCGCGAGCGAGCGGAGAGGGAACGCGAACACCGCGAGAGAGAGCGGGAGCAACGCGAGCGCGAGAGGGAGCGCGAGAGGGAGCGCGAGCGGAGCGAACGGGAGAGACUGCUCCCCAUCGACCCCGUGCCGCACGGAGACCCCAAGGGCAGAGGUGACGGACGCAUGGAGCGCGCCGACUACGAGCCCCUGUUGCCACGGGAGACUGUUGCCAUUAAUCCUGACAAGCCAGUGGACAGCGCGCACGCUCAAGCCGAGGCUGCUGAAGAAGAAAAGGGGGACAGCCUUGACGAAGAAGACGAAGGGAAAGGAGAGGACGCCCAGUCGAUCGUCUCUGGAGGUGAAGAGUACGAGCCCAUCAGUGAUGAUGAACUGGACGAGAUUCUUGCAGACAGUGCUCAGAAACGAGAGGACCAGCAGGACGAUGAGAGAGUCCCAGGUCCUCUGGACGUGAUCGACGUGGACUGGUCCAGCCUGAUGCCCAAGCAGAAGCAGGAGCCGCGGGCCCCAGGGGCGGCUCUGCUCAGGUUCACCCCUGGAGCCGUGCUGCUCAGGGCGGGCGUCUCGCGCCGCCUGGCCGGGCCCCAUCUCCUCGCCCGCGUCAAAGAGGUCUGCAAGAGCGAGCUGGACGACCCUAAAGAUGCUGACCGGCUGUUUGAGCAUGACCUGGGCGCUCUCAACAUGGCGGCGCUGAACAGACGCGUGGAGCGGGCCAAUCUCCUGCGCAACCUGGGCUCUGGCUGCAAGGCCCUCAGCGCACGGCGGGACAUCGCCAUCCGCAAGCAGCUGCUGAAGAAUGACAAAGGCACCACCAAGCAGAUGUACACGACCCCCCCAGUGGGAGACUCCGAGCUGCUGCAGCUCAGCGUACGUCUCUUUAAGAAGGCCCUCGCUUCCAGCCAGACGGCUGACCUGGAGCGCGCUCAGACCAGCGCAGCUAGCGCCCCAGGUGCCGCCCCCUCUGGCGCGGUGUGUGUCUCCUAAGAGGAGAGGGGGGGGGGGGAGGGGGCGGCCAUCAGUGAGUAGCAGCAUGACCCUGGCUUACACUCAUCCUCUGCCUACCUGUAACCUACUGUCCACUAGCCUCUGUGCAAAACUCAUAACACUGAAACUGUUGUUAAGUCAGUGGUUGUGUGGAGGAUUGAGAGCGAGUCCACCAUAGAGACUGCGGGAGUUGCAAGCCUAUGGAUGGAUGGAUGAGAUACUGAGUGGAUGGAUUUGUUUAAGGCCACAGUGGGUGAACUCAAUAAAACUGUGGGGAAAUGUUCACAGAAGAGAAUAACUGUUUUGAUGGAAUUGUUUUUUUUAGUGAAGUGGUUUUUUUUUUAAAAAAAAAAGUGGGGAAGAAAAAAAGAAUCCGUGGCAGUUCUUUAUUAACAAUGUCAUUGUACGUUCAUUCCAUCUUUCAUGCAUUGGUGAGUAGAACUGUGCAUUAAAAUGGUUAAAUCUUCA